Bufo bufo (common toad) is the source of this 2504-nucleotide messenger RNA. It is a transcript of the gene LRRC45, whose product is annotated as leucine rich repeat containing 45. Gene Ontology annotation, cellular component: centrosome. Lineage: Eukaryota; Metazoa; Chordata; Amphibia; Anura; Bufonidae. The record is from RefSeq and is a predicted model, not a curated record. The transcript is spliced from 18 exons. Bases 131 to 2152 code for a protein of 673 amino acids. Gene Ontology annotation, molecular function: protein binding.
CUCGGGGUAUGACAGAUUGAUCUCAGUGUCUUCCUGGAUACAUGUUGUGUGUACAUGGAGAAACUGAAAGCUGGUCGAGCUUGGAUUUCCUGCGGCUGUAGGAUUAGAGGAGCUGAUCAGAACGCAAGCGAUGGAUGACCUGAAACGGUUAUAUACCAGGUUGUGCCAGGAGAAGGGGGCAGAAACUCAGGACGCAGUGUUAAAGGAACUGCAGAAGAUGAAAGAGUCUUCUGGAAAAGGCAAAUUGGACUUUUCCACCCAGAAUCUGUCCCUAGAGUCCUGUCAGGUCCUGGGCCUCCUCCUGCAGACUGACGUCACCUUCUCACAUGUGGUUCUCAGCGACUGCAUGCUCAGUGAAGAUGGUCUGAAACCGAUCCUGCAAGGCCUCCGUAAUAACGCUGUAGUAAAGCACCUGGACUUGAAGGGGAACAACCUGCGUGGAGACGGUGCAGAAGCCUUGGGGAAGCUCUUGAGACACAACGCCUCUAUAAUCAGCCUGACUUUGGAGUGGAACAGCCUUGGCAUGUGGGAAGAUGGAUUCUCCCUUUUGUGCGAUGGACUUAGCUGUAACCAAACUCUUCAAAGACUGGAUCUCCGCAAUAACCAGAUCAGCCAUAAAGGGGCAGAAGAACUGUCCACAGCGCUGAAACAGAACCACAGUCUACGAGAAUUAGACCUGCGAUGGAAUAACAUUGGUCUUCUGGGAGGUCGGGCCCUUCAUGAUUGUCUCCAGAGCAAUAAAACCAUAAUGAAGGUGGAGCUGUCAGGAAACAACAUCCCCAGUGACAUCUUAAAGGCUAUCGAACAGGCCAUAGAUUAUAACCUGGAGAGACAGACGAUCAAGAAGGAAACCGUAAGUCAGAGGCAGAUCCUGACCAAGGAAGUCCAGAAUUUGAAGCAAGAGAAGAAUAAGCAGUUCCUGGACUUGAUGGGAACCAUUGAUAAACAGAAGGAGGCGAUGAGCCACACCACAAGGACGAAAACCCUGCAAGUCAGCAAACUUCAAGAGGCGUUGGAGGACAGGAAAUCGGUUGUAAAUUCUCUGACAGCCAAGUUACACAUGACUGAUGCAGCCCUGGCUUUAUCGCAGCAGAAAGCGCAAGACCUUGGGGUGAUCCUAACUCAGACGAAGCGGGAUAGCUCCAGCAUGAGAGAACUACAUGCCAGAGAAUUGAGGAAAGAGAAGGAGGAAUCUGCAAUGCGAGAAGCAAAACUCAGACAAGACCUGGCAGCUGCUAAUGAGAAAGUUCUUCUCUACCGCAGUAAGGUGGAAGAGCUGGAGAGAAAGUGCAGGAUGCAGCAGGAGCAACUGCUGGAUGUGAAGCAGGAACUUACAAACACAAGUGCAGAGCUGAAGCUGCGAGCUGUGCAGGCUGAAGAACGAUUAGAAGCAGAGAAGAGAAGAUUCCGGCAGUCGCAGGAUGAAGCCAGCGUGUUGCGGCAGAAAGAAGUUGAGCACAUGACACGUCACAUGGAGGACAGUGAGAGGUUGGCGCAAGAGAGGAUGCAACGUCUUGAAGUUACAAAGCUGGCCCUUGAGGAGGAGCUGAGCAGGGUGAAAGUAACGUUGGCCAAUGAGCGAGCCCAGGCGGAAGAAGAGAUUCGGAAGGCAAGGAGCGCGGUCCAGCAGGAGGAGCAGCAACAUGCCGCCAUUCUGCAGGACAAGAUAAGAACCUUAACCCAGUCCCGGGAUCAGGCUCAGAGUCAAGUUUUGCAGCAGAAGCAACUAGCCGGGGACGUGCAAGCUCAAAACAACCAACUGUGCCUGGAAAUAGAGACCCUAAAAAGGCGAAAUGAUGGCUUGCAGCAGGAGUUAUCAAAGAAGGACCAAGAGAAGGUGUCUGAAGUAACGAAGGUGCGAGUCGAGCUGCAAGAGCAGUUAGGACAUCUUGAGGCUGAGUUGACCGCACAGGAAGGACUGAAAGAGAAGAUUUCCGCAUUGGAGAGACAGCAGAAAGUGCAAGCCAAUACCCACCGUGAGAUGCUGCUGGAUAAAGAAGCGCAGAUCUCUUCCCUUUUGGAGAAGCUAAGACUGAAGGAUGCUGAGAUACUAAGGAUGCGAGAGGAGGAAGCGCAGAGAGCCAACCUGCUCCAGAGCGCCAUCCUAAACUAUAUUAGUACCCCCCUAGGCUCCACCAGUGGCAGGAAAUAAGUCACAAUGGCAGGAAAUAUAUGUUCUCUAAGCCAUAAAUGCUGACAUCUAAAGUCGGACUCAAUAAGUGCCUUCUAAUAGUAAACCUGAGUCAUGUACAUAUGAAGUCUGUGGCACUUAAAGGGGUUUUCCAGGCUUCAAAUAUUGAUGACCUGUCAUCAGUAUCAGAUUUGUGGCAUCCCCACCAAUCAGCGGUGCCGGACGCUUAUACGGUGCAUGGAGCUGGAGUACACAGGGUAGUGCAACUCCUCUCCCAUUGAGUGAACGGGAGCUCAGAUACAGUAUGGCGGUGCUGAAAACCUUCUGCUUACACCCCAUACACUGCUAGCCUCUGGCACCGCGGGGGCCAGGU